AAAAAAACAACACCAUUUUGUACCUGUUGAAUCUCGAUAGGAAACAUCUUUUGGUAUUUCUAUUUCAAAAAGGUUACCAAAAUGGAUGGGAGGAUUUCUAUGUUUGUGUUGCUGGUGUGUAUUUGGUGUUCACUUGAUGCAGGCGGACUCCUGAUGGUUGUCACUGCUCAACCAACAGUGACACCAGCGUCAACAACAGCAGUAAUUGCUGUCAUCUUAACACCAGAGGCCGAUCGUAAGGAGGGCGGGCGGGUUGAUAUGAGGUGUACCGCUACAAACCUCGAGUCGGAUCACAUCGUAGAGUGGAGGUCUACUGAACCCUAUAUCACUCUGAGGUGGAACGACACAACACUAACGCCCAACAUACGGUUUAUGUUCAAUACAACAUAUCCACAGAGUGGAAUGGUUGUUCAAGACUUCACCAUUACUAAUCUGCAGAUUGACGAUUAUGAUGAAUAUGUUUGUAACGUCAACUACCCUAUCCCAAGUGGAGGACACACUAUUAUAGCUACAUCUAGCGUAAUCCUGUCAGCUCCAUCGUAUCCAGUAUGUUCCCCUUCUGGACCCAUCGCAGUAGACACCGGUACAGAGCUACCACUGAGAUGUCUAUCUGAGGCUGAUAACCCUGCAGAUAUAGAAACCCAUCCAAUGACUGAUCCCAGUUACUAUCCCUGGUCAUCAUCAACUGUCGAUGGUACAAAUACAUUAUCAUUGCGUUUUACUGCAACUGUUGCUGAUGGUGGGGUUGCAUUUAACUGCUAUGUGCUAUGUAGAGCAUUUAACUGCUCUGUGCUACAAGGGAGUGAUGCAGACGGAAGACGUUCGUGUAUCAUUGGACCAAUCAGUUUGACAAUAUCGGAAGAUGCGACUAAUGAAAUAACAUCAAUCGAAUCAGAGACAACCCUAACCCCACCCAGCAUCACCCAGCCCCCUCCUUCUAACCCAUGGAUGGUAGCCCUAACCCCACCCAGCAUCACCCAGCCCCCUCCUUCUAACCCAUGGAUGGUAGCUUUUGUGGUUACCCACAGUGUUUCCAUCAUCGUCAUCAUUCUUGGUGUAUUUCAAAUCUUCAAAAUGAGACGUCUCAUAAAUAGUCUAAGAAAGACCGAGGCAUCUCAAGUCCCCAUGGCUGAUCCCUACAUGGAGCUGCAACCAACGGAGGACAAGAACAAAGUCUAUAUGGAACCUACUACGGCUACAACUACCACACAAGAUACCUACUACCAACCGGUUGAAGUAGAGACAGACAGCCCUGAGUAUGACUACGCUCGGCCAGAUGGCAGCACUAACACCGACUACGAAGCCGUAAACAAGCCAUAGAGUUCCGCUGACAGACCAUGAUCAGAAUACCAAGUCCUAAAACAACGAGUACCCCGAUUUCUACCCGACUUGCAAACGAACACUGACACACCCUGUUCACGUGAAUUGGUGCUUUGCGAGUUAAUAGAGUGUUUGGUAAUUUACAUGAGCACAUUGUGUUUUAGUUGAAUAUUCACAGAAUCGCAGCUGCUAAUUUGGAAAUUGUCUUAUGCAGACACUAUACGAACCCACGGCUUUUGCUUAGAUUUUAGGCUUUAGUACCGGUUUGGAGCUCCGUACCGAAAAACACACUUUCAAAAUAACCGACGGACCAUGCGUCUGUAGUGCGUAUAUUGCUUAAUCCCUAACACUUAUAAUUUGCUGUUGUAUUGUUAGCGGGUGCUCUUCCUUUCUGUGCCUCUGCACUAAUAGCUAUUAGGGGUUAUGUCAUAAGCACACGACUCUGUAUGACUGUAUGUGUUAUUAAAAACUUAAGGCUAGUCCUACCUUAGGACCCCUAAGUUAGGACGAGACAUAGUCUUAGAGAUAAGACUAGGCUUAACUCUUUGUGAAAUCCACCACGGGACUAUGUUGCUAUUGAUGCUGUUUAAGUACUGCCUUGGAGGUUAACUGGUAGUUGGGCGAUUUGCAUGACAUGAGAUUAUUCACGUCGUCACGUACAUUUUGCUGUUGUUAUAGAGUGUAGCAUACUCUUCUAUCAAACGACCUUUAUAAUGGUGCAGCCAUCUUGAAUUUCUCCCAUUUAUAUCAAUGUUACCAAACCGAGGCUGGAAGAACAAAAUAGUCUAGA
Molecule: messenger RNA, 2110 nt
Organism: Asterias rubens (European starfish)
Lineage: Eukaryota; Metazoa; Echinodermata; Asteroidea; Forcipulatida; Asteriidae
Exons: 1
Coding region: 82-1320 (412 amino acids)
Source: RefSeq, a predicted model, not a curated record